UACUCAAACCUUGCCAAGUCCUGCCCCAACUUCGGGGCAUUUGAACUUGUCCACUGAGCAGAGAGAGGGUCGCCUUCUCCUCACACGCACCCCUCCUAGGCAGGCCCAGCCAAAGAGCAUCCCACUCAGGGACCACCUUUUUUUCCACUGAGAUCCCGCUCUUCCGCCUCCGGGGCGGAGACUCCUCCCCUCGCAGUCCCAGUUGUGUUCCCUGGAAGAGCCGCCGGAACCGGCACCAGCGAGAAGCCGGGUCCUCGCGUUCUAGGAACCGUUCAGUCCUGGAGCCGAGAGCCCCACCCGGAAUUCGGCGGCUGCGUGGCUUCAGCACCGCGGACAGCGCUCCGUCUGCAGCCCCUAGUGUCUGCGGCGAAGCCGCGCUAUACUGGCCGCAUGGCCCGGCGCUCCAGCUUUAUGGCGCUGCUGCUCAGCUUCGGCCUUCUCUGGCUGUGUUCAGAGGUUUUGGCUACCGACACAGAGGAGCGGCUAGUGGAGCACCUCCUGGAUCCCUCCCGCUACAACAAGCUGAUCCGUCCAGCCACGAACGGCUCGGAGCUGGUCACUGUUCAGCUCAUGGUGUCCCUGGCCCAGCUUAUCAGUGUGCAUGAACGGGAGCAGAUCAUGACCACCAAUGUCUGGCUGACCCAGGAGUGGGAAGAUUAUCGCCUCACCUGGAAACCUGAGGACUUUGACAAUAUGAAGAAAGUCCGGCUCCCUUCCAAACACAUCUGGCUCCCAGAUGUGGUCCUAUACAACAAUGCUGACGGCAUGUACGAGGUGUCCUUCUACUCCAAUGCUGUGGUCUCCUAUGAUGGCAGCAUCUUUUGGCUACCGCCUGCCAUCUACAAAAGUGCGUGCAAGAUUGAGGUGAAGCACUUCCCGUUUGACCAGCAGAAUUGCACGAUGAAGUUCCGCUCAUGGACCUACGACCGCACAGAGAUCGACCUGGUCCUCAAAAGUGACGUGGCCAGCCUGGAUGACUUCACACCCAGUGGGGAGUGGGACAUCAUUGCGCUGCCAGGCCGGCGCAACGAGAACCCAGACGACUCCACCUAUGUGGACAUCACCUAUGACUUCAUCAUUCGUCGCAAGCCGCUCUUCUACACAAUCAACCUCAUCAUCCCCUGCGUGCUCAUCACCUCGCUGGCCAUCCUGGUCUUCUACUUGCCCUCGGACUGUGGUGAGAAGAUGACACUUUGCAUCUCUGUGCUGCUGGCGCUCACGGUAUUCCUGCUGCUCAUCUCCAAGAUUGUGCCUCCCACCUCCCUCGAUGUUCCGCUGGUGGGAAAGUACCUCAUGUUCACCAUGGUGCUUGUCACCUUCUCCAUCGUCACUAGCGUGUGUGUGCUCAAUGUACACCACCGCUCGCCCACCACGCACACCAUGGCUCCCUGGGUCAAGGUGAUCUUCCUGGAGAAGUUGCCCACCCUGCUCUUCCUGCAGCAGCCACGCCACCGCUGUGCCCGUCAGCGCCUGCGCCUGAGGAGGCGCCAGCGGGAACGAGAAGAUGCAGGCGCUGUCUUCUUCCGUGAGGGCCCUGCCGCUGACCCAUGCACCUGCUUUGUCAACCCCACGUCAGUGAAGGGCUUGGCUGGGGCUUUUGGGGCUGAGCCCACGCCUGCAGCUGGCCCGGGGCACUCGGCAGGGCCUUGCAGCUGCGGCCUCCGAGAGGCAGUGGACGGUGUACGCUUCAUUGCAGACCACAUGCGAAGUGAGGAUGACGACCAGAGCGUGAGGGAGGACUGGAAAUAUGUUGCCAUGGUGAUCGACCGCCUGUUCCUCUGGAUCUUUGUCUUUGUCUGUGUCUUUGGCACCAUCGGCAUGUUCCUGCAGCCUCUCUUCCAGAACUAUACUGCCACUACCUUCCUCCACCCUGACCACUCAGCUCCCAGCUCCAAGUGAGGCCUCACUCGUCUGCAGCUCCUCCCCGUGUCCCCUGGGGUUCAAUAGUACUGGGUGGAAGAUGGCUCCAUCCCCACUCCUCUGAAGACCUGUUUCACACACCCACUCACGUAGCCCUGCAGCCUGGAGGCUGUGCCAGCUGCUCUCCUUCCCCUCCUGAGCUAGUCCAGGCAGUAGUGACAAUGGUGGGAGCUAAGGAUGGUAAGUAGAAGUCAGAGGAGGAGGGGCCAAGAAAGGGACAGAGUUAUCUAUGGCCUCCAAGUCAUGGGAGAAGAGGAGGUGAGAAGAGGGGCUCAGAUCCUCCAGCCAGGCUGACAGUGGAGACCGCUGAGAUAGAUGUGGGGGAGUGUGGGCCAAUAGUUGGCACCCGGCCUCUUAUGUGGACAGCAGCUGGUCUGGAAGGAUCGCAGUUUCAGGCGGUCCUUCUGAGAGCUUCCCGGGGAGCUUCAGCUUAGACUCUCCAGAGCCCAGCUCCAAGGCCACAGACUGCUGGACAGACACAAGAACACUGUGAAGUGAACGGCCCCUCGGAAUACUUCCCAGCCAUCAGGGGCGCUCCUGGGCAUCUCUGUUUGGUGGCAGGAGGGACCUCCUCUUACUAGAACAAGAAAUUGCCUAUAGAAGGCCUCCCUCUCCAAACUUCCAGCCCUCUGGAGGGCAGAACCACUGCAGGCUCCAGGCUCAGAGACCCCACCAGCUGCUGCUGUGCCCACCUUGACUAAAGUAACUGGCUGUCAACUACCUCCUGUAACUGGCUGUUGAGGAAAUUAGACGCCAGGGCCGGCAAGGUCAGUGAACAGUUUGUCCGACGCUUCUCUGUGUAUUGUUGAACAUAUCAGGCAAACAGUGCCCAUCUUAGAACUUGCUUUCAGCAUCUGUACAGUGGGAACCGAGGUUGGCAGGGCUGUGAUGGGUGGGAAGGACCUGUGUGGGAAAAGGAUCCUGAGGAAAUGCUGUCCCUCCCAUUGGGUGUAAUCUUUUGAAGAAGAGACCGCAACAAGGGAGGGGAGGUAAGAGGCCAUCAUGUGUCAGAGCAAUGUGAGCCCUAAAAGAUACUAGGAGGCUUUGGGGGAAACUCAGUCCCUGCCACUUUGUGGCUUUCUGUCUCUACCCUGGGAGACUCCUUGCCUCCUCCAUGAAGCUGUCUCUGAAGAGAAUCAGGUAACUGGUUUGUUGAGCCUGCAUGGGAAUCUGGGACAGGGUGGCCUAGGAGUGGCAGUGAAGAACGGAGUUGGGGAUUCCCAUCAGUGACCAGGCUCCAGCAAGCUGGCGACCACCUUGGCCUGGAAACAUGGCCCAUAGACUCCCUGCCACUGUGGAGACCUGCCAGUCUGGAGCAGCUGGUGCCAAGGGUGAGGAAAGCCAAAACAAACAGAACACAGGACCCUCCAGAGUUUUCUUUUGUUGUUGUUGUUUUUGGGUUGGAGAUUAAAUGGAAAAGAAGGACUUCCUUGUAAGGAACAAGAACAAUGAGGGAUUGGGCACUGUACCUAUGCUCCUUUGACAGUCCUGAGGGAAGCAAGCUCCAGAGAGAGCAGGAGCAGCAGCAGAACAUGUCUUCAGAGAGCCUGGUACCUGCUCCCUGCCAAUCACCUUGGCCUCCUGGGGAGGAAAGCCAAGGCCUUUAGAGCUGCCUGAACUGUCCCCUAAGCAGAGUGACACGGUCCCUGUCUAUUGUCACCCUCUGCUUCCAGGCAGAAAUGGCUGUUGAGUCCCUCUUACGUUGGCCAGCUUCCCACUCACCAAACCUAACUGGACAGAACAACGGUCACUUUGUAGUAAUUAUCCCAUCAUGUCUAAGAAGUCGGUCAGUGUGCUGGUCAUGUGCUUCCCAAAGGACUAAAACUUUGGGAACUGGCAGGUUCCUCACCCACCCGCAUCCAGUACACUCAUCUCUAUGCCAUCUUGGCAUGCCCCUGUCUCCACUCUCAGAGUAUGUGCAGUGGUCCACAUCACUUUCCCUAAACCUACCGUCCCCACUCCUGCUGCCCACCCCUGUAGCUGGACUCAUUCCUCUUAAAAUUGUUUUUAAAUAUU
Microtus ochrogaster (prairie vole) is the source of this 3936-nucleotide messenger RNA. RefSeq names its product cholinergic receptor nicotinic beta 2 subunit (gene Chrnb2). The record is from RefSeq and is a predicted model, not a curated record. Gene Ontology annotation, molecular function: transmembrane signaling receptor activity; acetylcholine-gated monoatomic cation-selective channel activity. NCBI's taxonomy places the organism in Eukaryota, Metazoa, Chordata, Mammalia, Rodentia, Cricetidae. Gene Ontology annotation, biological process: monoatomic ion transmembrane transport. Gene Ontology annotation, cellular component: postsynaptic membrane.